GUCCCAAACGCGUAAGGAGGCCUUGCCGGAUCGGGACUUCCGGGGUAACCAGCCGUGUUUGGCUUUUUAGUUUAGGCAGUCUGUUUGUUUGUCGCUUCUGCCUGCCGAGUCUCUCGAGUAUGGGGAAUAUUUUAUCGCGCUGUAGUCCUUAUUGUUUAUUGUUUAUCAGACAUCUCGCAGCACUCUGGCCGGUCCUCGUUCUAUGACCUCUGUCGGAAUAUAUUAACGAUCACGUCGGUCUUGCUUGCGACACCAUCUACCACCGGCCUUUACCCCACAUAUAUAACCAUGGUGAUGGACACCAGGCAGUCUCGUCGAAAGAGACGAAACAGUGCUAUUUCUAGCUCAGUUCCAUGCUCCCCUACUACCUCGUGCAGAGUUACUCGACAGACCAAGGCUUCAACCUGCGAGACUCCCCGUCAGCCAGCCAAGAGGGUCCGUUUUUCCGACCCCGGUCCCCAGCUAGAGAAUGACAAGGACUAUUCAACCGGGCUCACGCCUGCCAUGCUUCGCACGUCGUUUGAUGAAUCGGCAACUUCAGACGUGCCUCGUACCCCGAGUCGGGCGGCGCGACGACGCUCAACUCCGCUCCCGCGGCGCCGUUCGUUGGAUCCUCUGCUGGACUCUGCUACUUCCGAACGAGUGGUGCAGUUCACCCCGCUGCGGCAAAUCCUGGACUCUCGGACCCAACGGCGAAUCCGUCGGGUCGGGCUAAGUGAUGAGAUCAACAAUCACCAACGUGAGAAGCGAGAGGUCGCCCAAUACGAAAAGACUCUGCAGACCCUGUUGCAGGAGAGGGAUGCUCUGAAAAAGGAGCUAGAGUCGAGCCAAAGAACUCGGGACACUCCCGACAGCCUCUCCUCGGGUGAGGACACGGUGUGCUUGUCACCUCAGGCAAAGAUUAACCAUUUGGAAUCCGAAAAUGGUCGCCUGCGAGAGGAGAUAUCCUCGUCGUUUCUUUCGUGCCAACACCAUUCCGAUGCCGCGCCGUCUGAAGGUGACACGAUAAGCAUCAACGAUACCGGAUUUGAAGGGGAUACAAUACUCAUGUCGUAUUCUCCGGAUCUCCGCGGGUCCGACGAACACCCGACGCCUGGGUUAAAUGACCUUCCUCCUCUAACUCCAGAGCGUUCACUUCAUGAGCCCUCUCCAGCGGCGCCCUGGUCUGGAAAUAGCCGAGACGUAGAGAUCCUUGCCCUUUCACGGGAUCUAGAAGCCGCUAGGAAGGAAAAGAAAGACUUGUUUAACGCAUGUCGAGCUCGAUUUGCCUCUUUGGAGGGCACGCCCCUGGAACACCAUCUGCGGCAAACCUCUCCGCCACCAGAGUUUUUCGAUCAGCUUGUCCCUAGCCUAACAGAAGCCGUCUCACGGGCCUCUGAUGCCGUUGGCGCUCUUGAUUCGGUCAAAAGAGAAAUAUCUGGUCUAGGUUUCCCUGGCGAGGACGUGGAAGAGAUCGUCCACGAGAUGCGUGAUAGGUUCCGCUCAGCCCGCCUUCAGUUAGAGCGCGCAGUUCCCGGAGAGACCGCCAACGCUGGCCUGAACGACGGGAAUGCUACCUUGGGCGCCUUGGUGAAGCGCGUCGAGUUACUUGUCGGGAGCCUUGGGGAAGAGCAAGUGCGCCAUGAAGGCACCGUUGGCCGCGAAAAAGCCUUGCGUGGACAGUUUGACGACUUGUUAGAGCGAUAUGAGGGUGCAUCGAAGAAGAUUGGAGACCUCGAAGCCUCCAUUGCUGCAACAGCCGGAGACAUGAUCCACACGAGAAUGCAACUGCAGGAACUUGAACGUGAGGGGCAAGAGCAGACCGUCGGGAUCGAGCGACUAAACGAGGCGCUCAGCAAGUAUCGCGACGAGGUGAAGAGCCUGGAGAAACUUGUGACGGACCUGGAAAAGGAAAAGGCCACGGCCAACGAGAAACACAACGAACAAGUCUCGAAGUUGGAAACUAAAGUGGCGGGCGAAAUGGAAGCCCGCCGGGCAGCGGAGUCGGCCCUUGCGGAGCGAGAGGCACGAAUUCAUGGAUUGGAAGCGACUGUCGAGCAAAAUCGAGUUCGCGCGUGCGAUCUAACCGCCAGGGUUGAGUCAAUUGAGCGAGAACGUCAACAAACCAUUGAGGGCCUGGAACAGCAAGCGACCGACCAAAUCCAGCGCCACCAACAGGAAAUGGGAUCGAUGAACGUCCGUGUUUCAGAACUGACGACAUCGCUUGAAGGCGCUAAAUCGGAGAUGGACAAACUCCGUCGCGGCAACACAGAUUUAGAGGAGCAAUUGCAUCUCGAAGUCGAGGCCCGGGAUAGCCUGCUGGACAGGUGGGCUGCAGACCAAGCGCGGUCCUUUGCCUUUAUGAAGGAAACAGUCAACGCAGAACGGCGGAGAGCGAAAGUCCGCACCGCCAAUUUCGAGCUCAAGUCGGACGAGCUGCAAUCCGACAGUACGAAUCCAGGCAGUGAGCCGAUCACUCCAGUCAGCUUGACACGGUUUGUCGAUGUGGAGGUCGGACGAGGAAAGCAGCGGAGAAAACUUGACAGUGGAAUUGGUAUUCUAACCGACGAAGACGUCCUGGAUGAGGCUGGUGAGAAUGAUAAUCGUGUGCUGCUUCCUUCUGAUCCAGCCGAUCUUUAGUUCUUGUUCAACUUUGGGUAAUUUGAAAUUCUUUCCUUUGUUGAAACACGCAGUGUACUCUUGCUGUGAGCUCGGUCUUUGGAUUUCGGGUACUUUGUAAAGAUAAUUAGGGUAGUUGAACAGAGAAUGAAAACUUGCUUGAUCUAU
Aspergillus melleus is the source of this 2766-nucleotide messenger RNA. RefSeq lists its product as uncharacterized. The record is from RefSeq and is a predicted model, not a curated record. Lineage: Eukaryota; Fungi; Ascomycota; Eurotiomycetes; Eurotiales; Aspergillaceae. Bases 289 to 2619 code for a protein of 776 amino acids. The transcript has a single exon.